Molecule: messenger RNA, 2142 nt
Organism: Aspergillus nidulans FGSC A4
Lineage: Eukaryota; Fungi; Ascomycota; Eurotiomycetes; Eurotiales; Aspergillaceae
Product: biotin--[acetyl-CoA-carboxylase] ligase BPL1
Exons: 5
Coding region: 1-2142 (713 amino acids)
Molecular function (GO): biotin--[biotin carboxyl-carrier protein] ligase activity
Source: RefSeq, a predicted model, not a curated record
AUGGUUGAUGCGUAUACCUGCACAGCCGGUGCUGAAGAUCCGCUUGUCCCUGCGAGACCGCCAGUCAGCUUCCACGAUACAUUAUGGCGACGAGCACGGCGAACCCCAGCACCACGGGGAAGAGGGUCAAUGUCCUCGUCUACUCUGUUCUCAGGAGAUGGAACCACCGUCGAAUCUGUCCGCCACUGCCUCUACACCCUCCGCCGUCUCCUAGCCUCCCGUUAUGCUGUAAUCCCUGUUACAGCAGACAUGCUCAUCAAGGAGCCAUGGACACUUACGUGUGCCUUACUCGUUAUUCCCGGUGGCGCGGACCUAGGCUACUGCCGCGCGCUCAAUGGUGCAGGUAAUCGCAGGAUCGAACAAUUCGUUCGCCGCGGAGGCGCUUACCUUGGUUUUUGUGCCGGGGGAUACUAUGGGACUAAACGCUGCGAGUUCGAGCUCGGCGAUAAAACAAUGGAGGUUAUUGGGGAGCGCGAGCUAGCUUUCUAUCCAGGCAUUUGUCGCGGAGGGGCUUUUAAGGGCUUCGUCUACCAUAGCGAGGUGGGCGCAAGGGCUGCGGAGCUGACGGUUUCGAAGGAUGCACUAAGCGCUGGUGUAAUCCCGUCGAGUUUUCGGUCAUACUAUAAUGGUGGUGGGGUGUUUGUCGAUGCGCCGUUGUAUGCGGAUAGAGGCGUUGAGGUUCUUGCGAGCUACGCGGAGCGUCUCAACGUGAAUCCGGGUUCUGGCGCUGCGGCGGUGGUGUAUUGUCCUGUUGGCGAUGGCGCGGCAAUUUUGACUGGGCCACAUCCUGAAUUUGCGGCCGUUAACCUCAAUCCGAAAGCUGGAGGUCCCGAAUACGCUGAAGUAGUCGAGGCUUUGGCAGCGGACGACAAGGCCCGUACCGACUUCCUGAAGGCUUGUCUGUCCAAGCUAGGGUUGCAGGUGGCGCAGGAAACAACGCAUGUACCCUCUCUAUCGUCUCUGCAUUUCUCGUCUUUGUCAUCUGGUGAUGCAGAACGAGUGCUAAAAUCGCUUGAAGAACUAGCUGGCGACGAGGGCCUUUUCAAAGACGAGUACGACACCUUUAGAAUCGAGAAGUGGGGUACGUAUAAUAUGGGGGCCCUCACAGAGUCACUUCCUGAAUCCAAGGAAGCCUCAUCGGAACUUCAUGAGAGUGAAGGAAUUGUGGAUUACCAGUCAAUCGUCAAACGCAUCAUUGUUCAUGAAGAUGUCCCGUCGUCAAAAACAACACCAUACUUCAACCAUCAUGCCUUUUACAGCCAUCUGCGGGACUAUCAGGCGCAGUCGAAGGAAGGUGCUUCGCUUUUCGGCUCAAAUCUCUUAUAUGGCGAAGUCGUUACCAGCACCAACACUAUUCUUGAAAGAAAUGCCAAGAUCCUCCGCAAAUUGCCCACGGGCACAACUGCAACCGCUACUACCCAAGUAGCAGGACGAGGACGAGGAUCCAACGUCUGGGUCUCCCCAGCCGGGUCUCUCAUGUUCUCAACUGUAGUACGCCACCCAAUGGAGAAAAUGCAGUCUGCUCCGGUCGUCCUCAUCCAGUACCUCGCCGCGUUGGCAGUAGUUCAGGGCGUACGUAGUUACGAUGAGGGCUAUGACGCCGUGCCAGUCAAGCUGAAAUGGCCCAAUGAUAUCUACGCGUUGGACCCCGGCGAACCUGAACACAAGAAACAAUACACCAAGAUCUGCGGCAUCCUUGUCAACUCCCAAUACUCUUCUAAUGAAUAUACCUCUGUCGUCGGCAUCGGCGUUAACGCCACCAACGCCUCCCCAACAACGUCCCUGACAGCCCUGGCUGCUCGCUUUGUAGGCCACAAGGCGGCUCCUAUUACCCUUGAGAAACUCCUCGCGCGUAUUCUGACUGUCUUUGAAGACCUUUAUACUCGGUUCCUCCGCACAGGCUUCGACAGAAGUUUCGAGGAGAUGUACUACGAGGCCUGGCUGCAUACCAACCAGAUCGUUACGCUUGAGGCUGAGGGAGGUACCAGGGCGAGAAUCAAGGGAGUUACACGUGAUUAUGGGUUGCUCCUUGCUGAAGAACUUAGUUGGGAUGACCGGCCUACGGGAAGAGUGUGGCAGCUGCAGAGUGAUAGUAAUAGCUUCGAUUUUAUGAAGGGUUUGUUGAAGAGGAAAGUUAAUUGA